Messenger RNA from Esox lucius (northern pike), 1332 nucleotides. RefSeq names its product ALG14 UDP-N-acetylglucosaminyltransferase subunit (gene alg14). NCBI's taxonomy places the organism in Eukaryota, Metazoa, Chordata, Actinopteri, Esociformes, Esocidae. The coding region runs from base 32 to 622 and encodes 196 amino acids. Gene Ontology annotation, biological process: dolichol-linked oligosaccharide biosynthetic process. The record is from RefSeq and is a predicted model, not a curated record. The transcript is spliced from 4 exons. Gene Ontology annotation, cellular component: UDP-N-acetylglucosamine transferase complex.
UAUAGUGUUUAGGAUACUGUAGUGUACUUCGAUGCAUAUGAGUUUCCCCAGCAAUAUUUUCAUUUUGAAAUUACCGGUGCAACAUUCUUCCUGCCUGAUAACGAAAGGAAAACCGGGAGGACACACCACUGAAAUCCUGCGUUUGAUGGAGAGUCUGUCUCUGUCCUACAGUCCUAGGCACUAUGUCAUUGCAGACACAGACAAAAUGAGUGAAGACAAGAUUCGCACCUUCGAACGUUCAAAGAAAAACACUGGGUCAGAAGGCCAGUUCACCCUCCAGCGGAUACCUCGUAGCCGGGAGGUGCGUCAGUCCUGGAGUUCUUCAGUGGUCAGCACUUUGAAUGCACUGCUCUACGCCGUUCCUCUGGUGUUCAGGCUCAGCCCAGACAUGGUGCUGUGUAACGGCCCAGGGACCUGUGUCCCCCUGUGCGCGGCAGGCCUUCUCCUGGGGCUCGUAGGACUGAAGAAGGUCCUGAUCGUCUACGUUGAGAGCAUCUGCAGAGUUGAGAGCCUGUCCCUGUCUGGAAAGAUCCUCUACCGCCUGUCAGACUACUUCUUUGUGCAGUGGUCGUCGCUGAAAGACAAAUAUCCCAAAUCCAUUUACCUAGGAAGGAUAGUCUGAAUAGACUGUAUGGUAAAAAAAAUAAAAUAAUGCAUUCCUUGGUACUGACAACUAUUUAACUAUUACAAAUAGGGUAAUUUUGUUCUGUGAUUUUCCUUAUUAUGUAAUGGUUUGCUCAGUGCCAGGGGACUUUUGUCUCUAUAUUUAUUAAUUUGCAUAAGUUGUACAAUCAUCUUCCUGUCCACUUAAUGGUAUAACAAAGUUCAGCCUAGUAUUUGUUUAGUGUGUAGCCUCAUCUGGCUACUAUGUAUUUUAUUUUAUUUUUUUAUAUGCUGACAGCUCUAAAAAUAACAUGGUGGGAAGACUAAUGCUUCAAAACCAAAACUGAGGUUGUCUGUUUUUAAAUAUGUAAUUAUAACUAUGUUUUGGAUUACUUUACAAAAGAAGGUUAAAAUCACUGUCAAGGGUUUUCAGUCAUGUUGCAAAUAAUUUGUCUAAAAUAACAGUUGAAUGCAGUUACUGUAUAUUUACUGCAACACUAAAUCUGUAGUUUUAUUUUUUUUGUAAGAAUUGCUGUACUAUCUAUUGAGACUGCCAUUGUGUUGAAGUGCAGUUCCAUUGUGAUUUGUUUCCUGUCCUUCUGAACCUAAAUCAGGAAGUGCAUCAUCUCUAAUAAGGACUGUUACUGGCUCAGGAAGCGAAGGGGAAAUACACAGUAAAUACAUUUGAAGCCAUAAAUGAUACCCUGACCAAAAGGGCUGACACAUUCA